This is a messenger RNA of Melospiza melodia melodia, 2535 nucleotides long. It is a transcript of the gene XPNPEP3, whose product is annotated as X-prolyl aminopeptidase 3. Gene Ontology annotation, biological process: proteolysis. The transcript is spliced from 10 exons. NCBI's taxonomy places the organism in Eukaryota, Metazoa, Chordata, Aves, Passeriformes, Passerellidae. Gene Ontology annotation, molecular function: metalloaminopeptidase activity; manganese ion binding. Gene Ontology annotation, cellular component: mitochondrion. The record is from RefSeq and is a predicted model, not a curated record. Bases 22 to 1545 code for a protein of 507 amino acids.
CAUGCGCCGUGCGGCCCGGCCAUGUCGCGCCUCCCGCAGCGGGGCCUUAUCCUGGCGGCCCGGGGCUGGCGCGGCGCCGCAGUUUGCAAGUCAUGUGCUCUCCGAAGAUUUUCCAUCCAGCCUGCCCAGCAGAAGAAGAUUCCAAACCGGUACUUGGGGCAGCCCAGCCCCUUCACACACCCACAUCUGCUCAAACCAGGAGAGGUAACCCCAGGAUUGUCACAGGUGGAAUAUGCUCUUCGCCGACACAAACUGAUGGUGUCGAUCCAGAAGGAAGCCCAAGGCUGCGACGGUUUGGACCACACAGUGAUUCUGCUGUCCAACCCCACGUACUACAUGAGCAAUGACAUCCCCUAUAUUUUCCACCAGGACACUAAUUUCCUGUACCUCUGUGGGUUUCAGGAGCCUGACAGCAUCCUGGUGCUGCAGAGCAUUCCUGGCAAAGCGCUGCCAUCUCACAAAUCCAUACUUUUUGUGCCCCGGAGGGAUCCAAAUCGAGAGCUGUGGGAUGGGCCCAGAUCAGGCCCGGAUGGGGCAAUUGCUCUCACAGGAGUAGAUGAAGCUUACACCAUUGAGGAGUUCAGGCACUUGGUGGCCAAGCUGAAAGGUGAGUCCAACGUGGUUUGGUAUGACUUGAGAAAACCAGUGCAUGCAGAGCUGCACUCUGACUACAUGCAGCCCCUGGCUGAGGUAAAAGCUCGGAGCAAAAACCGCAUCCAGGCCGUUCGACAUCUCGUGCAGAACCUUCGGCUGAUCAAAUCCCCGGCGGAGAUUGAGAGGAUGAAGAUAGCUGGCCGGGUGACAGCUGAGGCUUUCACAGAGACUAUGUUUGCCAGUAAAACCCCUGUGGAUGAAGCCUUUCUGUAUGCAAAGUUUGAAUUCGAGUGCCGGGCUCGUGGUGCUGACAUCUUGGCAUACCCCCCUGUUGUUGCUGGUGGCAACAGAUCAAACACUUUGCACUAUGUGAAGAAUAAUCAGCUCAUUAAGGAUGGUGAACUGGUCUUGCUAGAUGGUGGAUGUGAAUUUUCCUGCUAUGUGAGUGACAUCACACGUACCUGGCCUGUCAAUGGAAGGUUCACCAAACCCCAAGCAGAACUGUAUCAAGCUGUCCUGGAUAUCCAGAAGUCCUGCUUGAGCCUCUGCUCUCCUGGCAUGAGUCUGGAAAAUAUCUACAGCCUCAUGCUGAGCCUUAUUGGACAGAAACUGAAAGACUUGGGUGUCCUGGACAGCAGCAUCACUGACAGCCAUUUCUUCAAGGCUGUUCGAAAAUACUGCCCUCAUCAUGUGGGCCAUUACUUGGGUAUGGAUGUUCACGACACCCCAGAUAUAUCCCGAUCAAUCCCGUUCCAGCCAGGCAUGGUGAUAACCAUUGAACCAGGCAUUUAUAUCCCUGAGGAUGAUGUGAGUGCUCCGGAGAAGUUUCGUGGCAUUGGUGUGCGCAUUGAGGAUGAUGUGGUGAUAACAGAGGAUGCACCUCUUGUCCUGUCUGCUGACUGUCCCAAGGACAUCUACCACCUUGAGCAGAUCUGUGGCCGCAGCUCAUGAUGUCCCUUCUCUGCCCCUUUCAUCCUCCUUGGGGGACACAGCCCCACAGGGAUGCAGAUCCCUUAGCUGGCUGUAGUUGCCACAUGAUGGAAGGCAUGGACAGUUGAUGACUGUUUCCAAGAUUGGGACUGGGCAGUGGAAUGCAAAAGGCUUGGAUACUGAGGGAUGAAAAAACAAAGUAACCUUCUCUGUGUGCAGUUUUCUUCUGAUUUGUGCUGAUGUGGAUUCAUCCCUCUGCUGCUGUGUGGAUCCAUGUGUUCUGGGGCCCUUUGGGGGGUUGAAUUUUGUCAGUGCCACCAGAUGCAUAGGUACAACAGCUGAGACCAAUGACCCCUUUUUUCCCCCUUAGCAGCAGUUUCACAGCAGUCAGAUUUUUAAAAGGAGGCUUUUAUAAAUGCUGGUUUUGGAUGAAAAAGUGUCAGCUUGAAUUUUGUAGAACCAUGUAAGGAGAGAGUCUGGUAAUCAGGGAGGUGGGUUUGGUGGAGAGGUGGUUGUAUCUGAAGCCAGUGGAGAAUUCUUUUAGUAUUUUAAAGAUAAGGAUGUGUUUAGGCCUUGUUCAGGCACAUGCAAAAUAGGCCUGCAGCAGGGAAAAACACCUUGUCUUUCAGCUUUUUGGAGUGUUUGGUAAUUUCAAAAAGUACAAAUAGGGCUCAGAAGGGUAGACAUACCUAUUCUUGCUGCCUUCCACAUUCCCUUCCUUUUGUCCCAAAGGUCCAUUCCUUUUUCCUGCUCUGAGUCUCUCUACCCUACGAAGCAGGGCCAUGUUGAUUAUGCUGGACUGCACUGGUGAGCUGUUGGUUGUCUCCCAAAUGUGAGGUGUCCAGUUCUGGGACAAUCACAGCACCUUCCUGGCCUCUGCUUGCUGUGUGCUGCAAGUGCCAGUGACUUCAGCAGUGGAGUUUUGAAGAAUCUGCCCUAUGGCGAGUGUCAAGUCUCAACAUGGCUUUUAUGUGGAAUUAAUUGGAAUUAAAAUAAUUCUUCUUUGCUGAA